This is a messenger RNA of Stegodyphus dumicola, 3765 nucleotides long. Its product is annotated as F-box only protein 30-like. The record is from RefSeq and is a predicted model, not a curated record. Gene Ontology annotation, molecular function: zinc ion binding; protein binding; ubiquitin protein ligase activity. NCBI's taxonomy places the organism in Eukaryota, Metazoa, Arthropoda, Arachnida, Araneae, Eresidae.
UCUUUCUGCUGUUUCAUAAUUUUGUUUUGAAUUCCUCUACUGUGCAUUAGCAGAUCAUUGACAUUUCCAUAUUAAGAUGAACAAAGAAAUUUCCUGAAUUAAGGUAUGCAUUUACACUCUCAGGUUCUUAAUCAUUAUACUUAUGGAAGCAUCUACUGAAGACAUUCAUCCACAUUGCUUACAAUGUGUGAAAUUUUCAAAAUGUACUGUGGGGUCAAAGUCUGGUGAAAGUUGCAAUAUAAUAAGUUGUCCUGCAGAAUGUGGAGCUAAAUUUCAUGCAUGCAAAAGAAAAGAGCAUAGACUUCUAUGUAUGCAUGAAAAGGUGCCUUGCAUAAAUGCAGGAUAUGGCUGCCCUGCUGUGAUGUUUAGAAAAUAUCAAAGUAGGCAUUUGACUACUUGUCCUGCAAGUAUAAUUCAUUGCUCAGAAGAAUGGGAUAGGUGGCCCAUACAUUUUCAUGACAACAAAAAGCCCCACAAUCCCAGUCAGUUAGAUCCUACUGUGCACAACCAUUUGGAUGUUGCUUUAGCUAUGAGAGAUCAGCGAAUGUUGAGGAGAUGGUGUGUUGCCGCCGCGCAGGGUCAUUCCUUAAAUGAUCAUAAAUUUAUGAUCAGCCCAUCAAGUUCUUUAUGGGUCUUCAGAAAAUGGCAGAGCUCAAGAGAAUAUAGUUAUCCUCCAGGACUUGAACAAAGUGUAUGCAAUGAACUGUGUAAAACUUGUAAAAGAAAUGGAAAUGUGACUUCUAAUGCAUUGUCUCAUAAUGACAAUAAUAUGAGUCAUACAGAUAAAAUGCUUGAUACAUAUUUGGAUUUUAAUGGAAUUGCUGACAAAGAAAAUUCUGGAGAUAUUAACAAUAAAAAGCAGGAAAAUGCACAAUCAAACAAACAAAAAAUGGAGAAGUGUUUUUCUAGCCAAGAAAAUCUGGCACAUUCAUUAAAUAACAAAAAUGAGUUGCCUCAGUACAAUUUAGAUGAUGUACUUCAGCUUAGUCAGUUUGGUUCUAUUGUCUAUUAUCCGUCAUCUGGAGAAGGAUCUAUUCGUGUUGCAAUUGAUGCUAAUGACUGUUUUGCAAAUUCUUGUAGUGAUCAUCAAAAUGUAGCUUGCCAAAUUUUAGAUUUUAAAUUUAAAAAUCCCUCUUCUACGCCACCAUGGUGUCUUUCAUUAGGACUAGAUCUGAAUUUGGAGUCAAGGUCUCAGCAUUCUCCUUCAACUUUUAUGUAUACAUUUCUUUGUUGUCAGGAAUUUCGAAGAGACCAGUAUGGAUGGCAUUAUAAAAAUGUACAUUCUGAAAUUCAUGGUGGUUUAAAUGGAUGGCUGAUUGAAAGGUGUCCCCUUGCUCAGUAUGGUUGUAUGUUUGCUAGAAAGAGGUUCAAUUCUGCUCCACAAAAUUCAUAUAUUGUGUAUAAUGAAAUUUUGGAAAGUUUUGGAGUAGCAUGCACACCUCUUCAAAAUAGCAAAUCUGACUCAAUCAACUCAUGCUCACCUAGAAAUCAAUCUGGACAAUAUGCUCUUAAACUAACUGAUUUACCAUUUGAUGUUUUACAGCAUAUAGUUCAGUUUUUGGAUAGCUUCAGUUUGGCAAAUUUAUCUUUAGUAUCUACUCUAUUACGAGAUGUAUGUUCAACUGUGUUGAAAGAACAUGGUUUAGUUCGUUUAAAGUGGGAGCGUCAUAAGAAAGAUGAUAAAUAUACAUGGCAAUUAUCAAAGUCAAAAAGAUGGUUUUUCAGUUCUCACUUCACACCUGUUUACAAAUGGACUUUUGAUGAUCAAAAUAACAUGUCAAAUCAUUUGAAGACAUGUCCGUAUUUUAAUCGAAUUGCACAAAAAAGAGCAUUUGGAUAUGGAGAUGGACCAAAUAAUGUUCAUCCUAAGCCAGAUAAGCGAUAUAGUGAUCCUUUGAAGGAGUUGUAUGAAAACAGUACAACAAAGCUGUGAUAAAAAAUGGAAAACUAAUGGCUUAGGGUUUUUACCAUUAUUAAUUUAAUUAGGAUGCUUGUUUAUUUAUUGCAAUGUUUUGUGAUGGCAGCAGGAUUCUGCUAAAAAUCUUAAUUAAAUAUUGUAUUUAAGACCAGUGUUCUGUGCUGUAGUUUUCUUAAUCAGUGUUUGUAAUUCAAACAUCGUUAUAACACUGCAUUGUGCCAUUUAAUAAUGCAUUUUGUAGGGAAAUAAUGUUAAUUUGUAGGAUUCUUAGAGAUCUAUUGUAUUUGUAUUUACAAAGAUUAAUCUAAAGGAUUAUUGUGUUUGUAAAAAUUUGUAAUGAAAGAAGAAAAUGUUUCUAUAACAUACGUUUCAGAGGUAAUACCUUUUGAAACAAGCAAUAGAGUCAAAAAUAACAUUCAGUUUACUAUUUUUGAACAUACAAAAUAGUAUACAACAGUGCCUUGAAAUAAACAUCUAGAGCAGUUAAUUAUUUUUGAAAUGUUUUAAUAGCAUUCCAUAAAAAAUUAUUUCAGUUUUUGUGAAGUGUGUCUCUUGAGAAAAUAUUUUUGCAAAAGAUUCUGCUAGAAAUGAAGCACAUGUCAAGAAAUUAAAUAAAUAAGUAAGUAAAUAAAGUUGUUUUUUAUUAUAGUAACUCUACUUAAAUGUUUAUCAUUAUUUGCUAUGCAGGAUUUAAGUUGAUGUGCUUAAAUGUUAAAUAAUAUGUUUUGUAAAAUGUGUUAAAAACUAAUUAUUUUGUCCCUUUUCUUUAUACCAGUAUUAACAAUUUAUGAGAAACUCUCGCUAGUAUAUCAGUAUCAAAUUUAAAAUUAGGCAUAAAGGUAGCCUUAGUUCAUUUUAGAUUUUGAAUAAAACUCUUGUCAAUUUUGAGAGGGCUGAGACAAAGGUCUGUUUGAAGAGGAGAUUCACCCCCCCCCUUAACUUUAAAUGUGCAAAUAUAUUUUAAGAGUUUGUUGUUCUUAGGUAUGGAUUAAUAACUUUGCUUUAACCUGUGAUCAUAAUGCCAUUCUCCCAGUGCAUUCUGAAUAUUUAUUUUUGACUCUUCAGUGAACUCACUUGCACGUGAAAUCAAGAUAAGGAUUUUUUUAGUGAUAAUUCCCGACCUAAAAUGUACAAUUUCUGAAUGAUACCUUAUGCAAAGUAUAUUUAAACUAUCUUAGUUAUGUGAAAUUUAAAUUUUAAUUUGUUCAUUAUUAUUAAUUUGUUAUAUUUUUAUCUUGUUUUGAAUCUUUAACCACUUGUGCUAAAAAGACGUGCAUCGAGAUGCUUUUUUCUCAAACUGCGAACGACAUGAACACCACGUCGAUAGGCAUUUAUCACAAAAAUGAAAAUAACGUGGUGCACACGUUGCCUAACAACGAGAUUGUUUAUUUCUAAAAUAACUGCUCUGGAUUGCACUCGCAGACGCGGAGCGGCAUAAAUGAGACACUUUACUGCUUGUUAUAUUGUAGCGCACGGUACCGCAGACGCGGAGCGACGUAAAUAAGACACUUUACUGUUUGUUAUAUUGUAGCACACGGCACUGCAACUGUUAAGUUUAGUCGUAGUGCAAGUGGUUAAAGUUCUUUACAAAUAAUUAGUGAUAAGAUUAGGCUUGUUAUCUUUUCUUAAAGUAAAAAUAAUUAGCUUUUAUUUCUCAGUAUAUUGAAUUAAGAAGUUAUUUUAUAAAAUUUAUAAUCUAAAACACUGUGAUUAUAAAGUCAUAAUUUCUGUUAGUCAGUGGCAGCAUUUAAGUUGCAUUUUUAUGGGUUUCUUUGUGUAUGUGUGUGUGUGUGUGUGUGUGUGAAUAAUACUGUAAAAGUUAUAUUAAAAGAUUUUUUUAAAAACUC